GCUCCGCCCCUCGGCGCGGCGGGCGCGGCGCUGCCCCGCUCGGCUGCGCUCGGCGGGACGCGGCGCGGGCGGCCGGGCUGGUGCGGGCCGCGCCGCCCCGCGCAACCACAGCUGCGCUGAGACCGGGGGAGACAGGGGCCGAGAUGGCGGCGUGCGUGGGGAGCCGGACCCUGAGCAAGGACGACGUAAACUACCGCCUGCACUUCCGCAUGAUCAACGAGCAGCAGGUGGAGGACAUCACGCUGGAGUUCUUCUACCGCCCUCACACCAUCACGCUCCUCAGCUUCACCAUCCUCAGCCUCAUGGCCUUCGCCUUCACCAGGGAUGAUUCUGUACCAGAGGAUAAUAUUUGGAGGGGUAUCCUCUCUGUGAUUUUCUUCUUUCUAAUCAUCAGUGUUCUAGCUUUUCCUAAUGGACCCUUUACACGUCCUCACCCUGCUCUAUGGAGGAUGGUUUUUGGUCUCAGUGUGCUCUAUUUUCUGUUCCUGGUGUUCCUGCUCUUCCUUAACUUUGAGCAGGUAAAAGCAGUGAUGUACUGGCUGGACCCUAAUCUUCGAUAUGCCACAAGGGAAGCAGAUAUUAUGGAGUAUGCAGUGAACUGUCAUGUUAUCACCUGGGAGAGAAUCCUCAGCCACUUUGAUAUAUUUGCUUUUGGGCAUUUCUGGGGCUGGGCUAUGAAGGCUUUGCUGAUCCGCAGCUAUGGGCUGUGCUGGACUAUUAGCAUCACCUGGGAGCUCACUGAGCUCUUCUUCAUGCACCUUCUGCCUAAUUUUGCUGAAUGCUGGUGGGAUCAAGUCAUUUUGGACAUCCUGCUUUGUAACGGGGGUGGCAUCUGGUUGGGCAUGGUAGUUUGUCGUUUCUUGGAGAUGAGGACCUAUCACUGGGCAAGCUUCAAGGACAUUCACACAACCACAGGGAAAAUCAAAAGAGCUGUAUUACAGUUCACCCCAGCCAGCUGGACCUAUGUCCGCUGGUUUGACCCAAAGUCUUCGUUUCAGAGAGUGGCUGGAGUCUACCUUUUCAUGAUUAUUUGGCAGCUAACUGAGUUGAACACAUUCUUUUUGAAACAUAUCUUUGUGUUCCAAGCAAGCCAUCCUUUAAGCUGGGGAAGAAUUCUCUUCAUAGGAAUCAUUACAGCACCCACUGUAAGGCAAUACUAUGCUUACCUCACAGACACACAGUGCAAGAGGGUGGGAACUCAGUGCUGGGUGUUCGGGGUAAUUGCCUUCCUUGAAGCUAUUGUGUGUAUAAAGUUUGGACAAGAUCUUUUUUCCAAAACACAAAUAUUGUAUGUUGUGUUUUGGCUUCUCUGUGUGGCCUUUACAACUUUCCUGUGUUUAUAUGGUAUGGUUUGGUAUGCAGAGUACUACGGCCACCGAGAAAAGACCUUAUCAGAAAGUGAAGACAGUCCAUACAGUCCAGAUGCUUCCUGGCUUCAUUCUAAAUUCAGCAGAGCAGGUGCUGACAAUAGUCCACCAAAACAUUCAGUCAAUAAUGAAAGCCAUUCAUCUAGAAGAAGGAAUCGACACUCCAAAUCAAAAGUAUCAAAUGGAAUUGGCAAGAAAUAAGAAUGGUAUCUAAAGACAUCCUACAGUGUGACCAGAAGUAACAAAGAAGAUCAGACCUGACUCUGAAUUACCAAAUGGAAGAUCAAUUUUUAAAUUAAAGUUUAAAAAAGGAAGUGUUGAAGAGAAGGAUGAUGAAGAUGGAACCAUCAGUGUAGUGCACAUGAUGCCUGAUGACACUUGCCAUUCACUGAUGUAAAUCUAGUUUCUUUAGCAUGUGGCACCAAAAGUUCAUGAAGGGCAUACUGGAAAAAAAUGUUGUUUUAUCAUAGCAGGUACUCCCUGUUUUGUGUUCAGGUGUUGCAAGUUCAUUUUUAAUCUCUUAGUUGAGGACUUAAACCCAAAGGUUAGUAAACUGAUAGUCAGUUGGCAUAACUGAUUGGAAUUUUUUUUUGUUUGGUUUAUUGUGUUGUUUUCUAGAAGAUUAUGCAACCCUUUGACUAAAAGCAAUUCUGCCCUUCUUUCUCAGUCUCAUAACAAAACUUUCCCAUGCAACUGUUAGUAAGUAUUUAAAAAUUUCAUAUUGCUUGCUUUUAUUUAAAGGCUCUUAAGGCCUUAUGUCAGGGUUUUACCAGGAAGGAAAUCGGUCCAGAUAUCUUGUAAAGGAUGUGAAAUUGAUCUUCAAACACACAGGUUGUUUUUUGUUCUACAUUGUCCUCCUGCUUGAGUCAUACAUAUUCUUUUUUUUUUUUUAAUUUUUAAAAUGCAUAUAUAAAAAUCUUCUUCCUAGUAGCCUCUUGUCCUCAGUGACAAAGUUCAUGUUAUUUCAUUGUUUUUCCUCCUCUCUUGUAGUAUGGUUUGCAUUUUCAAGUGUAAAUUUGUCUUUUUUUCAUCUGUGCUGUGCCACAUUGUGUAUAAUGUUUCAUCCUACUUCCUUCUAUUUGCUUCCAUCUUAGCUGGACCCAGAAAUCCUCUUGUCUUCAGCCUGAUACCAGAAACUGCUUUGAAGGCUCAGAUGCCCUACUGAGCUUGGUGAUAAGUUUUUUGCUGAAGCCGAGUUGCUUACUAACUCCAUACACAUAAUUUUUUGUGAAGACUUGCUGUAGUCUUUGGUGUCUGAGAGGGAGCAUGAUGUCACUGUGAUAGACCCCAUUGCUGUGGUGUUUCCUAUCAUACAUCAGAUACCCAACAGCAAAGCUGCUCUUUCUUGCAGGUCUGGUUUUGGGUUUUUUUGAGAGGGAUGAUUUACUUUUUGUCUGUGUGUUCUUUUGGGUUUUUUUAAUGUAUUAAUUGUGGCAUCUAGCAAAGUGGAUAAUUCUCCAGCAGUGAAUGUAAUGAUUAAGUCAAGAGGUAAGCAAUCAUGAGCAAUCAGUUUCUGUAUUAAGUUAUCAAAAUGUUUAAGUGCCAAUUAAAUUUUGGGAUUCAAGGCAUUCAGAGGGGUAGGUAGCUUAAGCAAGGAUGAGUAAUAUCCAUUAGUUACUUAGUCUUUAUGAGAAAAUGGGAUUUCCUUUUUCUUUGACUAAUGUUACUGUUAUUUGCCACAGGCUAGGUACUGAAGAAAAAAAUGCAGCAGAGAAUUUCUACAAGUGUAUGAUACUGUAAAUAGAAAAAACUGUGUAAUCCAUCAGUUCCAAUGUGCCACAGAUUAUCAAUGUUUUCAAUGCACUUAAGUGUUGCUGCUGAGCUCCUCAGAGGCCUUUAAUUUCCUACCCUGCUUUUCAAUCAAACAUGGAGUGUACAGCUUGGAAAGUAAUGUAGUAGAAGCUGCUAUAUCAUCAUUGCUGAAGUGGCAUUUAAUGUUACAUGAAAAAAUAUGUUAGGAAGACUUUUGGGCUCUCCUACAACUAUUUGGUUUUCAUUCAUAUUAUAGCAAUUCCAUAUAUUGCCUUUGUAUUUGUAAUGUACUACAUACUGAUGAAUGUAUUUGUAGAUUUCUUUGGAUACUGAUACUUGUUACUUCUUUUAUUUCCUUGGUUAAAAAUUCAGUCUGUUUAAGACUGAAGAAUGGCAUUGUAAAUUUUCUAUUGAUUCAAUACCAAAGCAAGAGGUUUGAAAUCUAAUGGUUUAGGUAUUUUAAGUAUUGUGGUUUUCCAAUGUGAGAGCUUAUUUUGUACUUGCAAGGGAUAUACACACCAACUAUGUAUAAAAAGCUUACAUGUGUAAACAGAUGCUGAAGUACAACAUCUACCUGCCUGUGGGGACAAGCACUCGUUUUGUAAAUGCAGACCUGGUGCUCACAUUGCUGAAGUGCACCCUAAAAUAUUGGAAAGAGAAAUACUGAAAUGUCAUCUGUUGGAAGCUGAUUUCUGUAUACAAUUACAACAGCUUUGCCUUGAAGAAAUGUUGUUUGACAACACAUUUAAAUUAUUUCCAAUUAAGUCUUUUUACUUAAAAUUUUCGUGUUUGCUUGGGUUUUUUUGGUUGUUUUGUGGUGUUUAGUUUGGGGGGGUUGGGAGGGUGUUGGUUUGGAUUUUGGUUUUUUGGGUUGUUGGGGUUUUUUUGUUGCUGUUUUUGGGUUGGUUUUUUUUUUUUUGUUUUUUUUUUUUUUACUUGGGUUUGUUGGGGUUUUUUUCUUUCUUUACUGUAAAAGAGAGAUGGCUAGGGAGAAGGGAAACUUAAGUAAAGUAUUCAAGUGCUGCUUGGUAAAUGGCACUUUGUCUCCUCUGUCAACAGUUCUGGCUGGAAUUCACAUGUGUUCUCACAAGUCCUCCCCUGACAACUGUAUUUUCAACCCAUCACUUAAGAUGUGAGCUUUGCAUUGGAAGGCAUUGGAAAGGUGCUUUUGAUCACUGCUGUAAAAUUAGUGAUCUCAGUUUUAUCAACUGCUGUGCUGUUGCUGAAUGUGUGUAACACCUGUAAUGACAAAUCACUGAGCUGUUUAGCAACAAGCAUCCACGUGUGAGUUCUGCUGCUUGAACAGUGUUUUGUAACAGUCAUGGAUGCACUGUCCUGUUUGUUUUUUUUUUUUUUUACUUGUUCUGUCACAACCUCUCAUUCCUGCUUUCCUGUUUCUGAUGUUCUUUCCUUUCCGUGUCCUCCAGUGAUCUCCCGUGCUGCCAGGGAGAGAUUGGAAUUGCCCUCCAGAGGCUGUCCAUCACUGUCAGUCAUUGAAGGGAGGCUAAUUCGAGGCAGUGUGGUGUAAGCAGAGGGUGGUGGCAAGAACUUGAAGCAGCAGAUUAAAUAAAAAUUGAGAGUUUAUUAUUUUAAUAGAGGUAUGCAAUGAACCAGAGCUCAUGUUGAGUACUAAAUUCCAGUAUUAAGGUUGCUGCAUAGAUCAUACACCACAUCUGAUUAAAUAUUUUGAGUGUGGUUUCAACCAAUUCUUUUGUUACUCUUCUGUGAAGAUCAUCACUUGAUGUUCCAGCUGUUAAAACUUUAUUUUUUUUUACUUUGUUAUCACAAGAGGACACAGAUAUUACCGUAUAUUUAAUAAUUUUUGAAUAGAAUUGCUCUGUAUUGAUUGCAAAGUAUUGUAUUUUGCAAUAAUUGAGUAAAUCAACCAUGACACCAG
This is a messenger RNA of Oenanthe melanoleuca, 5016 nucleotides long. It is a transcript of the gene PTDSS1, whose product is annotated as phosphatidylserine synthase 1. The record is from RefSeq and is a predicted model, not a curated record. Gene Ontology annotation, molecular function: L-serine-phosphatidylethanolamine phosphatidyltransferase activity. Gene Ontology annotation, biological process: phosphatidylserine biosynthetic process. NCBI's taxonomy places the organism in Eukaryota, Metazoa, Chordata, Aves, Passeriformes, Muscicapidae. The coding region runs from base 144 to 1568 and encodes 474 amino acids. The transcript is spliced from 13 exons.